AAAUACAGACUUAAUUUCUUAUUUAUGAAACCCCAAAAAUAUUAAAUCUUCUCCUCCACUCCAAAUCCAAAGAGAGACAGACAAAGAAAGAACUCAAAACAAAACGUGAAACAACACAACUUCGAUGAAAGCCGCCUCCGCCGCCGUUUACGGAGACGAGGAAGAAGAAGAGGAAGAAGAAGAAGUCUGUGAUGUUUUCGACGGUGCUGAGGUAGAUUCCAAGAAAAGCAACGAGACCAAAACGCUCAAAGGUUUCUUCACUUCUCUGCUUUUGAUGGAGGAGCACGAGAAGCAAGACCAAGAAGCUCGUAACGCUGCUUCACGCCGCGAAAUGUCCGAUUUCCAAUCUAAUUACCGGAAAAGAGCUAGAACCAUGUCCGAUUACUACUCCGAUCUCAACGAUUACUACGCCGACGCUGAAGAGAGUGGUGAUAUCAAUCUCAAGAAGUCACGCGCCGCCGUUGCUUCCGUUGCUGCUGUUGCUUCGGAGGCUGAGGCGGAGAGCAGUGAGAUAACCGGAUCCGGAUCGGUUAAAAGUACAGGUACGGGUUCGGGUCAACAGAGACGGUUAUGGGUUAAAGAUCGGAGCAGAGCUUGGUGGGAAGAGUGUAGCCGAUUGGAUUAUCCUGAAGAGGAUUUCAAAAAAGCGUUUAGAAUGUCCAAAUCCACGUUUGCGUUAAUCUGCGACGAGCUUAAUUCCGCGGUUGCUAAAGAAGACACCGCGUUGAGAAACGCGAUUCCCGUGCGGCAGCGAGUCGCGGUUUGUAUAUGGAGAUUAGCCACUGGUGAGCCGCUUCGUCUCGUCUCUAAGAAAUUUGGUUUAGGUAUCUCAACUUGCCACAAGCUUGUUCUUGAGGUAUGUAAAGCCAUUAAAGAUGUUUUGAUGCCUAAGUAUCUCCAAUGGCCUGAUGAUGAGUCUCUUAGAAACAUUAGAGAAACGUUCGAAUCGGUUUCGGGUAUACCAAACGUUGUUGGCUCUAUGUAUACCACUCACAUUCCGAUCAUAGCUCCUAAGAUUAGUGUAGCUGCUUAUUUCAAUAAGAGGCAUACUGAGAGGAACCAGAAGACUUCGUAUUCGAUCACGAUUCAGGCCGUUGUGAACCCGAAAGGUGUUUUUACUGACUUGUGCAUCGGAUGGCCAGGGUCAAUGCCUGAUGAUCAAGUGUUGGAGAAGUCAUUGUUGUAUCAAAGAGCUAACAAUGGAGGUUUGUUGAAAGGGAUGUGGGUAGCUGGUGGACCGGGGCAUCCGCUAUUGGACUGGGUUUUGGUUCCAUACACGCAACAGAACUUGACCUGGACGCAGCACGCCUUCAACGAGAAGAUGAGUGAUGUGCAGAGAGUGGCUAAAGAAGCGUUUGGGAGGUUAAAAGGACGGUGGGCGUGUCUGCAGAAACGUACUGAAGUGAAGCUUCAGGAUCUGCCUACGGUUUUGGGGGCGUGCUGUGUGCUUCACAACAUAUGUGAAAUCAGAGAGGAGAGAAUGGAGCCGGAGCUGAUGGUUGAAGUGAUUGAUGAUGAGGUUUUGCCUGAAAACGCAUUGAGAUCGGCAAAUGCGAUGAAGGCAAGAGAUACCAUCUCGCAUAAUCUAUUGCAUCACGGCCUCGCGGGUACUUCGUUCCUAUAAAAAAAAAAAGACUGUGGAAAUGUUCUUUUUAUAGUUUCCUCUUAUAUGAUAAAACUAAAACUUACUUUGAUUCUUUGGUUUAUGCAUAAUGUAUUAUUGUAUCUUUAGAUCACAGAUGAUAUAUGAGGGAAUAGAAGAAACUUAAAUUAUAUAUAUACACAUACUAUACAAUUAGUUCCAGUCUCUUUUGAUGAGUGGUAAACAUGAAUGUACAAUAUAGCUCAGUGAGAUUUCAUUC
Molecule: messenger RNA, 1862 nt
Organism: Camelina sativa (false flax)
Lineage: Eukaryota; Viridiplantae; Streptophyta; Magnoliopsida; Brassicales; Brassicaceae
Product: protein ALP1-like
Source: RefSeq, a predicted model, not a curated record